AUGGGAUCGGCCACCUCGGUCGAUGCUGGGGCAAUAGAUCCACGGUGGCGAAUGGAUCGCGGCCUGCCGCUGGGCAGCGCGGCCAGCGCCAAUUCCUACUCUCAGAGCCAUGCGCCAUAUUUCGGGUCGCCAGGCCAUCAUCGCUUUGCCGAUUGGCCUGACGCACCCGGAGGAGACCCGUGGCGCUCGACGCGGCCUUUCGGAGGCAGAGAUCCGGACGAGCGCACGCCAUCCUCUUUCCGCUCAGGAGCACGACAGGAUGGUCAUCUCCCACUGAAAGCACCAAGAAGUGGAGGAUUCGAACGGGAAGCACGGGGAGAUGCAUUUCAGCCAUUCCCGUCUUCAUCGCUUGGAUUUGGUCGUGACCUUGAGCCGUUUCACUCAAAGUCUCGCUUUACCUACGACCGCACCUUAGACAGUUUCUCGACCGCCAGUACGGCGGAGAGCCCGGGCCGGUUCCCCUCCUUGGGCAGCCCCAGCUCAGUGCUGGGCUCCAGUCCCUUGAGCGCCACCUGCAAGGCCUUCCCGCUGCUGGUUUGGGAUUGGGACGAUACCUUGAUGUGCAGCUCAGCCCUGAACACCGGCUGCUUUGCGGCCAAGCAGUUUCCACAGCUGGAAGUCUUGGUAGAGCAGGUGCUUACAGCCUCCAUGCGCCUGGGGGAGACCGUCAUCGUGACAAAUGCUGAUGAGAUGUGGGUGCAGGAAAGCGCUAAACGCUUCCUCCCGCGGGUGAUGCCGCUGUUGUCCCGCAUCCAAGUCAUCUCCGCGCGAAAGAGAUGGGAGCCGCGCUUCCCGGGGGACGUCUUCGCAUGGAAGCGCGAGGCCUUUCGCGAGCUGCUGUCCUCGUGGCAGCACACCGCUGCGGCGCCUGGGGGGCUUCACCUCAUUGUGCUGGGCGACUCCGCGGCUGAGAUGGAAGCUGCUCACACCUCCUCGGUGGGGAUGAUUGCGCCCACUGCGGUCAAGACGGCGCGGGGGUUCGGACGAAUGAUACAAGGAGGGAGCCUCCCGGAGCUACCAGGAGUUUUGUAG
Messenger RNA from Effrenium voratum, 1032 nucleotides. The record is from the annotation of a GenBank genome assembly. Lineage: Eukaryota; Dinophyceae; Suessiales; Symbiodiniaceae.